Molecule: messenger RNA, 432 nt
Organism: Lachancea sp. 'fantastica'
Lineage: Eukaryota; Fungi; Ascomycota; Saccharomycetes; Saccharomycetales; Saccharomycetaceae
Source: the annotation of a GenBank genome assembly
AUGGCUCUGGCAGCCAACGUGGCGUUGCUGCUGCUACAGAUUGUUCUUUACAGACAGCAAGAGCUUUCCCACGGCGAAAAAGGAGGAAAAUUGAACGACUUAUUGAUAGAACCAGUUGUUGACGAAAUUGUGCUAGAUCGAUUUACCAGUCAUCGCGUUGUGAAGUUAUAUGCUCCCGAACUGACUAAAUUGAGACUUCGCACGCUGAAAAAAGAGGUUACGGACUUGUUUAGCGCUGGUCUUCCUGACAAGAACACACCCGUCACGGUUAUCACUUUGGCAAACCAUUUCUACUAUACACGCAUUAAUGAACUCGAAAUGGACAAAAUUCCAGGUAUCAACCAGCAAAUGCAGACUCAUGUGAACCACGAACGACAACGACAACAGCAACAACAACAACAACAACAAGAUCCGAAAUCAGAGAGCCCGUAA